This is a messenger RNA of Branchiostoma floridae (Florida lancelet), 519 nucleotides long. RefSeq lists its product as uncharacterized. NCBI's taxonomy places the organism in Eukaryota, Metazoa, Chordata, Leptocardii, Amphioxiformes, Branchiostomatidae. The transcript is spliced from 3 exons. Bases 163 to 519 code for a protein of 118 amino acids. The record is from RefSeq and is a predicted model, not a curated record.
GUCAUUCUUCAGAGAGGAUUUCCAAAAUGGCGCCUUUGGGUUGGGAUUUAAAUUCCUCUCCAGGUUGUACGUCGAUUUUGCAGCCUAGACGUCGCUAAAAUCAUCGCGGAGACGCUCAAAUCAACACAACUAGCGUAAGGUAGGCGCGGGAAGGACAACAACAUGAAAGUGUUCAUCUACGACGUCUCUACGUUUGAGGAGGGAGCGAAAGUGGGCGUGAACGGGGACAGCAAGCCGGCGGAGGGAGUGUUGGUGUUCACUACCUGGGUGGACAAGGGACUGCUACAGAGGAACCUCUCCCUGCCUCAUGCAGAGGUGGACCUGACACACUUACCCAGCCGGGAGAAGGACCUCAAAAAAUACAUCAGGUCAUUGUCAUGGCAAUGGGACCUGACCAAUGGGGUGAGACCAGGCCUGUGGAGCCAGGUGGUUGCUAGGAUCCAGGGCCGCGCCCACCAACGGGAAGAAUAUGAGCAGUGCAAGAAGUCCCUCUUUGGAGAACGGGGUAAGAUAAAGUAG